Cottoperca gobio is the source of this 9386-nucleotide messenger RNA. It is a transcript of the gene samd4a, whose product is annotated as sterile alpha motif domain containing 4A. Lineage: Eukaryota; Metazoa; Chordata; Actinopteri; Perciformes; Bovichtidae. The transcript has 13 exons. Gene Ontology annotation, cellular component: P-body. The coding region runs from base 692 to 2863 and encodes 723 amino acids. Gene Ontology annotation, biological process: regulation of mRNA stability; negative regulation of translation; nuclear-transcribed mRNA poly(A) tail shortening. Gene Ontology annotation, molecular function: translation repressor activity; mRNA binding; protein binding. The record is from RefSeq and is a predicted model, not a curated record.
GACCGUGGUGCUUUAGACCAGAGCAGCCGAGCAGAGCAGCCUGUCUGCUGGGGAGAGACAGAGGAAAAGUUAGUCAAGAUGGCAAAUCCCUCAGACCCGGAGUGAAGGGGCACCGCUCCCCGAAAAAAGCUGAGCCUGUCGCCCCCAACAAUGCAAACUGCUCCAGGAGGCUUGACAGGGAUUCCCUAAAGAAAAAUGCCAGUGAGGCUGAAGCUGAUGUGACACAGCGUGUGCUGGAAGAAAGCUGAGUCAUCAAAUAUCAAUCCCUCUGGGAGCUACUAAGCAGCAGAGAGCAGCUCAUAUCACCUAAUGCCUAGCUAGAAGAGAUCCUCACACCCCCCAACCACCAACGGAGAUUAUCAGACAGGAGAAGACGUUGCAGAAACCCCCUCCAGCAGGAAUAUAUCCAGCACUGGCUGCAGACGAAACAAAUUUUGGCACCAGAACGCCUAACAGUGACUGCUGUCCCAGCCGCCAACAGAGCUAAGAAUGGCAUCGCAGUGCUUCAGCUGAACCUUCCCAACUGACUGACCCAAGUUUAUAGAAACAUCAACAAUCAGCUGAUAAAACCACCAUUGUUCUCUAUCAGUUUUACCUCAAACCAUCAGUGUAAAGUUUGGAAGUAGGUUGCUCCUCUCAGCCCAGCCAGGCACCACCACAGUCAACCCGCCUUCACCCCGCCUCGCAGACCAUGAUGUUUCGCGAUCAGGUGGGCGUGCUUGCCAGCUGGUUCAAGGGGUGGAAUGAGUGCGAGCAGACGGUGGCUCUGCUGUCCCUCCUGAAGAGGGUGAGCCGGACCCAGGCCCGCUUCCUGCAGCUCUGUCUGGAGCACUCCCUCGCCGAGUGCACCGAACUGCAGGUCCUGGAGGGAGAGGCCAACAACCCAGGGGUGAUCAGCCAGUGGCAAAGUGAGUCUAAGGAGCGUGUCAUCUCGCUCGUCCUCACCCACCUCCCGCUGCUCAAACCUGGUAAUGUUGAAGCCAAGGGCGAGUACAUGCGCCUGCUACCACGCAUCCUGGCCCACACCAUCGAGCAUGGCCGCCACCUUGAGGAGUCUCGCCAGCUCCUUUCUUACGCCCUCAUCCACCCUGCCACCUCCCUGGAAGACCGCUCCGCCCUGGCACUCUGGCUCAACCACCUGGAGGAGAGGGCUGCUGCCCGGGGAGACUCACUGGAAAGGCCUCCUCCUUCAGGGCCGCACCACCACCACCACCAGUCCACGCCUCCAUCCACCCUCUCUUCAUCAGGAUCCUCCUCCUCCACGAACACCUCUUCAUCAGGCAACCUCUACUCCUUACAUCACCAACAGCGCUACGGCUCAGACGACCGCCUAAAUGGGUGGCAGAGCUCUAGGGAUUCAGGGCUGAGCGGAGGCUGGCAUCAGCAGCAGCAGGGCUGUGAGAACGGGCACCUCCUUCUUUACCCAUCAUCCUCUGUGCCGACAACCAUCAACACGGUUGGAACUGGUGGAGGCGGUACCACUAUCCUGACGAGUGGAGGUGGCAGCCAGCAGCACAGUCCCCUGAAGCGCUCCGUGUCCCUCACGCCUCCCAUGAGUGGCCCCAGCAACCAGCCUCUGGGCCACGUCUGGCUGUCCCAAGAGGACCUACGGACCGCUAGAGGCCCAGCCCCAGACCACGCACCUCUCUCACCCCAGAGCAGCAUUGCGUCCUCGGGCAGCGGAGGCAGUGAGCAUCUAGAGGAUGCUGUUUUAGGAGGAGGUUCAGGUCUGCAUCGCAGUUCCUUCCACGAUGAGGGCAGCGGCAUGAGGGAUGUUCCUGCUUGGCUGAAGAGUCUCCGUCUCCAUAAGUAUGCCGCUCUCUUCUCCACAAUGACCUACGAUGAGAUGAUGUCACUGACUGAAGAACAACUUGAGGCACAGAAGGUCACUAAAGGAGCAAGACACAAGAUCGUUAUCAGCAUUCUGAAGCUCAAAGACAGGCAGAACCUACUUCGCAGCUUGGAAAAGGAUGUGUUGGAGGGCAGUAAUCUGCGCUCCCCGCUGCAGGAGCUCCACCAGAUGAUCAUGACGCCUAUCAAGGCUUUCAUUGGUGGCGAGGAGGCCUCCUUGCAGCGCUCCCUGCUGAGCCCUGAGGGCAAGAGCGCAGCACCUGGCUCCCACCUGACGGGGGUUGGCGGAGGGGAGGCUGAGUCGGGUGCAACCAUCAUCGCCGAGGGGGAUCUACCUGGUCAGUUCACUCGUGUCAUGGGCAAAGUUUGUACCCAGCUACUGGUGUCGAGGUCAGACGAGGACAACAUCAGCUCCUACCUACAACUCAUCGACAAGUGCCUUAUACAUGAGUCCUUCACUGAGACGCAGAAAAAGAGGCUGUUGUCAUGGAAACAACAGGUCCAGAGGCUCUUCCGGUCCAUUCCAAGGAAAACCCUCCUCGACAUAGCAGGGUACCGACCGCAGAGGAGCCGUUUUGGCCAGUCGAACUCUCUCCCCACCGCUGGCUGUGUUGGGGGCAGCGUGUCGGCCAGGAGGAGCCUUCGCCAGUUCCAGAUGCCCUCCAGGAGUUUGCCUGGUGCCAGGCUGGGCCUGCUGGGCAGCGGGGGGCUGCUGGGACCCACACCUCGCAGCUCCAGCAGCACACCCACUGGUCCCAAGCAGGGAAGACAGGGUCUCUGGUUUGCCAACCCUGGAGGAAGCAACAGUAUGCCCAGCCGGACCCACAGCUCCGUGCAGAGGACCCGCUCCCUGCCGGUUCACACCACACCACAAACUAUGGUCAUGUUCCAACAAUCCGAUCUUCAACUACCGGUGACAGAGCCAGACAUCAACAAUCGCCUUGAGUCUCUGUGUCUGAGUAUGACAGAGCACGCCUUGGGAGACGGGGCUGACCGCACAUCAACAAUAUGAAACGAAGACCUGAGUGAGAGCAGUAGGACGGCGCAGGUUCACGGGGCUCUCUCACGAUAAGUCACCUCGAGGUCACCAGCCCUCCUGUCCCCUCUCCCUGUAGCCAAUGGUAGAGCUCAACCAAAGGAUCGGGAGGGAUCCAAGAAACACAAGAGAGCCGAUCAUUGAACGGCUAACACAAGCUAUCACAUUGGCACCGUCCAUCGGGUCGGAAAAAAACACACUUCCUGCUCCGCCAGCAUGCUCACAGUCAGCUGCAUCUGGGUGAGGAAAAAGAGAAAAAGCAUUGAACACGGCCUGGACAGUGUGCGAACAGUGCCCCUCCCCCCUCGGGGAGGCCAGAGGCCGUACUGCAGUCCAGCAGAAGGGAGGCGCUGGCCUGUGGAUCAGGGCCCAGUGAGACUGAGGCCCUUUCCCUUUCCGUACUCCCUCUGACCCCCUGCACAUUGACCACAGCUUGUGGCAUUCUUCAAAUCCAUAACAGUACCUCAGACCCAAAAACAAAACGAGACGAGCAGAGCUAGAAGGAAGUUUGGGAUUUCUUUGACUGUUUUCAGUGAGGACUGAGCGUCCAGAGAGGAGGCAUGUAGAGCUGGGAAAGUCCUCAUGCUCAGUAUUGGGUGGCAAAAACAAAAAAAAUCUUUUAUUUGUAUUGUAUGUAUUUAUUGUUUACAUAAUGAUGCUACUUUCAAAGGGUACAGAAACAUGUAUGAAUUUCAGGUAUGAAUCGUUAAAUAUUCUGUAAAGCCUUGGCUGUCUACCAGCUUUACGUCCCACAAGUAGCCAUCACGCUAGUUUACAACCAACGUGCUUAUUCUUUAUUUUAGCAGCCAACAGCAAAGACGUGUUGGCUUGAACAUUUACCAAGAGAGAGAAGGACAGAGGGAAGGAGAGAGAGCAGAUGUGUGAAGAGGAACAAGAAGGACACAGAAAGUAGUAGAUGAAAGAGUCAAGCUGAGGUGAUACUGGAAAGGGAAGCGGAUGUUUAAAGGAGAAAGACACCAGAGGCAGGACCUUUGAUGGGCUGAAGUUGACAGAGGAAGAUGACGUCAUGUCUGUUCAUGUGAGUGAGUGAGUGUAGGAGGAAGUGAGUUUGGCACCGGUCAGUUACAUAUUGUUUAUCCACAGCAUGUACUGUAUGAACUCUUUUGAAUUCAGAGCCUUUGUAGGCACGAUACAUUGAAAAUGUAUGGGUUUUUAUACACGGAAAUGGGAGAUUAAUAUCAGUGGGAUUCGUCUGCAUGUUCAGAUACUGGGUUUAGUUUGUUUUUUAAAGCAGGGUGAUAUGCUUAAGCUGCAUGUUACAACUAACUAUUUUUCUUGGAGGAAAGGAACAUUUUUGGAGAAGUUGGCAGAAAAAAGAAAAAAAAACAGGAGGUCUAUUUGGUUUCCACUCAGACAACAUUCGAGAAAUCACACUCUUGUAGAUCCAUGAAGGGUAGUUUUCCCAGAGAUUGUCUCAUUAGCGCUUACCUCCACCUGCUGGCCAAACACAGUCACGGCAGGGCAGAUGCUGAAGUCCAUGGACAUGCUGGCAGAUCAUUGAUAAAACAUUUAUGAGCAUUAUUUGGGGAGAUAUCAGUGCUGUAAGAAUAAUCUGUGUAACAUGGUCUUCUGUCUGCUCUGUCAUUACAGGCCUUUUAUGGAAUUUAUUUUCUUUCUCUUUUUUUUAAUUCUGAAUAAUGGCUAUUUUGUGUCUUAAUAUCUAUCCUCAGUUUAUUGUGUCUGAAAUACAGACUUUAUAAGAACAGGUUUAUAUUGAAAUAAGCUGGUUAGAAAACUCUCCUCUGUGCCGCUUUCAACCGAGCAUGUGCGCCGAGAGUCCUGACCCCUGAACGGCCAUCAUCAAGGAUUAUUGAUUAUUAUUGUUUAGUUUCCUUUUUUAGUUUGUUCUAUUCUAUAGUACUUCCUUUGUAUCCUGCACUUGAUAUGAUAAUGUGAUACACUAAAAUCCAAACGUUCAAGGCUCAAGCAACAGUUUUGUCUUUUGGAGUCGGAUCAAAUGGAGCAGAAUGAGGAGACGAGAUUGACGCUCGACUUCAGAGCUUCAGUGUCAGUGAAAGGACAAAAGUCGAGCAGUAGAACCACCUCAGGUGGAAGGAAAGCAGAGAGGAAAGAGCGUCUGACGUCUUGAUUUCUGUUUGUCUGACGGUGGAUGUUGGAGAUGAAUAUACUUUUUCAUGUCACGCACAAUUUAAAGGACCCCACCAGUGUUUGUGCAUGUUUUGGCUCAUUUAGUACUAUUUUAAUGCAUAUUACAUAACUAUUGUAAUUCUCGUUUUAUCUUUUUAUGUUUUUCCAACCUUCCAGGUUCACAGACACAAACGCAGCUUUCAAUUCAUUUUUAUUAUGGUAUUAAAUUGAAGUUUUUACACUUACCUGAGAAAGUUAAUAACAAAAAUGUGGACAAAAAUAAAAACAGGCAACUUCUCAUGUAGGCUUCGACUCUAGGCAAGCAGUUUCGAAAAAUAAUAUAAACUACUGGCUACCUACAAGUUUGGAGAAACAAUAUAGGAAACUAAAACCUUACAGUACGCUUUUAUAAAUAAAUCAAUUCAGUGUGGGACUUGGUAAAGAGCUAAAACAUGCAGAAAAUCUGUGAUGGUGCCUCAUUGUGACGUCUGGAGCCCAAACUGCCGCCUUGAUUGGUUCAAUGCGGCUUCAGAUCCGGUGAUGGUGGCUUGAAACAGCCGUCUGGAUCAGUGCUCACACAGCACAAAAAUAGUGUUUGUGUGUUCGUGACAACACAGCACACUUCAAAUUUUUUGCCUCAGUGUCGCAAUCGUUGUGUGUUUUCUGCUCUCAUACUUUGAGUCUGUAAGAGCCAAUCGACGUCGUUUGUGAGCGAAGAUGAAGAUUCCACCAAAAAUGAAUGUGACAUGAACUGAUGUUACACCUUUUUAUUUUUCUGAGGCUCCUCACUGAGAAGCGUCAUUGUGUCUCAUCGUAGACUUUCAGUGUCACUGCCAUAUGAAUCAGUACUUAAAGUAGAUGCAAUUAUUUAUUCUUUUUUUCAUAAUUUUUGCAGAGGUGAUACUUUUACUCAUUUAGGUGUAUUAUUAUUUAAAGUACCAUAUGUAUUAACAUGUUAUGGCUGGUGACCAUACGUACAUCUCAAAUAUUAACAUAGUUAUUGUUGACUUUGACUAUUUUCUUCAAUUAUUUGUUGUUGCUGUUGUUGAACUAUAAUCUUGUUUGUAUCUAUCAGUGUCAUGUUGAGAUUGUUUUCAUGUGAAGCUUCGCUGUCUGAGCACAACCGAGAGCAGCUGCCGGUCCGUCACAGAUACAUCGAUGCAUGUUCGGUUACAAAAUUCACGUCAGACGAGCUGUCAGCAAAAAAAACAGCAGUGUGUUGUUGUAGUCUUUGGCAGGCCAGGAAGUAGACUGGCUCAUUCUGAUCUGGAGUCUGAACUUGGUGCUGUGGGCGUGUUACCACCUAACUGUAUGGAGUGGGAGAGAUGAAAACUGUAGGUUUCAAUGUAUGUUACUUUAAAGGACAUGGUUGGUAUUAAUCUAUAUUUGUCUUAUUGACAACAAAUCCCACGAAAAGACCAAAUUCAACAGUGUGUUAGUCCGUCUGUCACUACUUUCUGACUUCUCUUCCCUGUCUUUGGCACUCGACACCAAGAUCUUCAAAGUGCAUAGUUUCAUUUUUAAAACCGCUCAGUAACUUUAGAAAACAGCUGGGCACUGUAGUUUUUAUCAAACAGAAAGAAGUGCAUUUUUUGGGGACUAUUUUCAGCGGCGGAUGAAUCCACAUUUGGUGCGCUAGUGAGUUUUUGUGGCAGCAGGACAGUGUAUCCUGCAUUUUGACGGUGGGAGUCAAAAUAAACUACAGUGUGUGUGUGUUCAUGUUAAUGAAGGAACAUGUCACACAAUGCAACAGAGCAGCAAUGCUCAUUGAUGAGUUUUAAUAGUUUUUAACAACAAUGGAGCUCCAUGGCACAGAGGAAGAAGAUUUAUCAGGCUUUGACACACACACAAUACUUGUUAGAAGAUACAUUCACUGUUUGUUUUGGUCUUUUCAUGGUGUUUGUAUUAAGAAGAGUUGGAAUGAUCACCAGACUUGUCCUUUAAACAUGUUUUGCAUCAUUUGUUAAAAUAAUCAAACCUGCAGUCAGUAAUGUAAUCAAAGGGAUUUUUGAAACCGUAGUACUUUUAUUUACUUUCAGAUCACUCUGCCAUGUCUGAGUUAUAAAGGUGUUGAUACAAAGUUCAGGAGAUCUUAUUUAAGUUUUUCAUAAAAACACUAGUUUUUGUCUGACUGACAGCGUUUAUAACCUGAGUUUAUGUGACAUAACGGUAAAGUUACAUGUUUUGUAUUUAGAGUUCAAAACAACACCACAGGCCUCCAGUUUCCUGCAGCAUCUCUGGGUCAAAGAGACGUCCGUGAGAACACAGAACGUACCUGUAACGGGACAGUGGAGGGUUACAGCCCUGAGGUCUGGAUCAUUACACAUCUCUUCAAACCAAAUGCUUUAUUUUUAUUUUGUCUAAAUGCAUAUCAGCUCUGUGGGUGUCCAGGAGUGCUUCUAACGCUGUGCACACUGCAGUAUUAACAGUUAGAUAACGCCUUGAUAUUCCAAAAAACAUUUAAUGUACUUUAAGUCAAGACAUAUAUGCUGUUUUGUAUCUUUUAUUUGUUGUCAUAGAUUCUGCAGUUUAGUAAUUUUAUGGGAUGCCAAGACUUUUUUUUUGUAAAUUCAGCAGCAUCCAUUCUGUAACAAAGUGUUACCGCUUGACUGUGCUCCUUUUAUUUCAUUUAGUUUUAUUUUAUCAAAGAGCCGAUGUCCUGUAUUGACUGCAGGCUUACGUAUAUAUUUGACAAAAGAAUAUUGUAUGUUUAAUAAUAAAAAAACACAAAAAAGAAAAAAAAUUGCAGAAAAAAGAAAUGGAGAAAAUUUAAAGGAAAAAAAGAUGUAAUUUAUAUUUUAAAACUGCAUGCACAAGGCUGGGAAAGUCAUAUUUAGAAUAACAAAUGGCAGUGCCUUUUUUGUACUUGAGAUAUUCACCCCAAAUGUAAAUGUUUUUAUAUAGACUUUAAAAACUGUAAUGUUACAGGAUGAAACAGCUGUGUCGGGUCACGUUCACACUGAAGCUACAAAUGUCCUAAUUCAGAUUGCGCCCCCCAUUCCUGUAUGAUCCACCCUUUUCAAUGUAGAAAAAACAAUAAUUACUCUGUUUUCCUAACUUUCCAAGGCCCAAAUCUGAUCCACAUGUCCAUAUUGCUAUAGAUGUUUUAUUUUACUACCCGUCGACCUGAUCUCUAUGUCCAAAAAUUCACCCACGUUUGAUAGAUUUGAUGUUUAUAUAAGACUAAGCAAAAAAAAUUAAGAUCAUGAAUUUUGUUUGUAUUUGAGUAGACUCCUUAAACUUGUCUGCAGCCCCAACAUCAUCCUCACGGUGAUAACUAAGUUGUUUGUCUUGUACUGGAGCUGCAACUAAUAAUAUGCUGAGUAUUUUCUUGAUGAAUUGAAUAAUCAUUUAUCCUAUAAAAGGUCAGAAAGCAGUGAAAAUGACCGUCGGGUAACGUCUUUAAAUUGGCUUUUUUUUGUCUAACCAACUCUCCAAAACCCAAAGAUAUUCUGUUUGUAACAAUGACAAGAAAAAGCAGCAAAUCCUCACAUUUUAUCAUUCAAAUGAAAAGAAAAUUCACAAACUACGUCCUCGAUUUAUGUAAGCCAUGGAUGAGUGCACACGUUAUGCCUGAUCAAUGUAAUGCAUUUCAAACCGAUGUGCCUCAGUAGAUCGAUAAUGGCAGCAAUACUGACAUUAUAAAGUGGGUCGGGUGUCGACCAGACAUUUGAAACUGUUCUUUAUUCACUGUUUUAAAGUUCAGUGAUACCACCUUCAGCAGGAAACCCUUCUGCAUAAAGUUGCCUUAUUUAUCAAUAUGUGUCACUCAAACUGCCCGAUUCUUUUCUGUUUUGUUAAUGCCAUUAAUACUAACUCAUAGUUUCCACUUUUAACAUUGUUUUUAAAUUCUCGGGUUCCUCAGAACAGUCCCGAUCAAUCUUCUGUAUUGGAGGAUAUCCCGAGUUUAGGAUCUUAAUUGGGAGUGAAAAUCAUCCCAAAUCUCAUCAAAAUCCAUCAAGUAAAUCGACGUGAAAGCUAACUUUAAAUUGAUGAUCUCCAGUUUACUGCACAUGGUCGACAGCACAUCGCAUGACGUUUACAACUUCACAGCUAAUUUAAAGUCCAUUUCAAAAUAAACUUGAAUGUUUUUCAUCCCUUAAACCUUCGCAGUCAGUAAUUAAUGCAGCUUCAUGUCUGAUUAUUGCUGCUCUCAAAAGCUAAAUGUGAACAUUCAAAUACAAAGUUGAAUCUGAAUUGAGGUGUGCAGUGUGAACAAGGCUCGCAGCGGUGAACUCGAUCUGUUGUUUUCUGUACUCUGUAGGUACUUCUUAAUGCUGAUAGGAGGUUAUUCAGAAUAAUUAUUCUGGUCUGUACAAAAAAAUGUGUGAAUGAGUGUGUAACAGUGAGUGUGUGUGUGUGUGUGUUAAUACAUUCAACUGUUAUUCAA